GUCUGCUUGGAAGCCUAAAGAAGGAUGCCUCGACGAAGCAAUCACAUGCAUGAUAUAUGUGCUGUUUGUCAAUGCAUAUUAAUUCUACCGUUCUUUCUUUUGCUGAUUUUUAAAACUGCGGUUUCAGAAAUGGUUAGCAUGAAAAUUGUGGAGGAGCCUUCAAGUUACGGGCUAAACAGUUAUAAUUUUGCCAGUCACACAACCGAUGACAAGAAACUGAAGAUGAGGAUAAAGCCCAGUAAUUUUACAGGCCCUGUACAUCUAAAGAGACUGUAUGGAAGAUGCUUCUCUAAAGAGAUGAAUGAAUACAGAUAUGAGUUCUGUCCCUUUUUCAAUGUGACACAACAUGAACAGUCCUACAGGUGGAACCCAUUCAGUGGUGUACUCGGUGUAUGGCAAGAAUGGGAAAUAGAAAAUAACACAUUUAUUGCUAUGAAUAUGAGAGAAGGAGAAAAAUGUGGAGAUUUCCACAGAACUGUCAAGGUAAUAUUCAGCUGUGGAGACAAGCAUGAUAUUGUGAACGUGACAGAGCCCUCUACCUGUAACUACCACAUGAGCUUUACCUCCCCUUAUGUCUGUCACAGGGACUCUAUGUUGGUUUACCCCACGCUGAGUGAGGAGCUUCAGCAGGCCUGGGAUCAGUUAGAGGGGGAACUCUAUAGGGAGGAAAUUACCCCAAAAGGGUAUAAUAAACAAUUAAGAAAGAUAUUUGAGAAAGCAGGGUAUUACAUUCCAUUGGAGGAGAAAAAGCUUUUAGCAGAACAGGCCAUUCAGCGCGAGGAACGUGAGAAGAAGGAAGAGAGUGGAGAGUUUGAUAACUUACCAAAAUGUACAGAGGAAUACAGAAAACUCAAAAAAGAAAUAGAGGGUUUGAGGACACUUCUGGCAGUUAAAGAUGACAAAGAUGCAUCAAAUGCUUCAACAACACAAAAACCAGAAAAGAAAAAAUCUAAGAGUAGCAGUAAAGUGGGGAAUUUAUUGAAGGCAAUGUCAUCCAAAUCCAAGAAGACAUGACACCAACCCUCCAAGGGAAUCUCCUUUAUCACACAACUCAGAAUCACUGAUCUCAUCAUGGAAUCCAUUAUACAUACGACAUAUUAAUUUUGUUCCAGAAAACAUUUUUUUAAUGGUGAACAUUGCUGUAUGUUUGUUGAUUCUAUGCAUUUUAUUUGUGCAAUAAAUUAUUGAAUAAAAUACUAUAUAUUUUUACAACAUUA
Saccostrea cuccullata (small rock oyster) is the source of this 1217-nucleotide messenger RNA. RefSeq names its product N-acetylglucosamine-1-phosphotransferase subunit gamma-like. The transcript has 9 exons. Bases 25 to 1014 code for a protein of 329 amino acids. Lineage: Eukaryota; Metazoa; Mollusca; Bivalvia; Ostreida; Ostreidae. The record is from RefSeq and is a predicted model, not a curated record. Gene Ontology annotation, cellular component: Golgi apparatus.